AUGGCUAAGAAAAGUCUUAACCCAGCAGAUGCUCACCGCAAAGCCUUGCGCAAAAAAGAACUCAAAAAGAACAAGGCCGAGCGUUCUAAAGCUCGUGAUUUUGCACUAGUGAAGAAAGAUACUACAGAUCUUGAGAAUACUAUCAAGGAAUUCGAAGAGAGUCGCGCAGACCCUGUCAAACUCGCGGAAUUAAAGGCAGAACUCGAAAAAAUCAACAAAAAGAAAGCCGAAUAUGUUGCAGAACAUCCCGAGCAAAGGCGACUGGUGUAUCGACGACGUAAAGAAGGAGAGCCUGAGCCUGAACUGCCUACCAAGAAGAAACGCAAUCUAUUCAACAAAAAUGGCCUUCCUCGUCACCCAGAACGCAGUAUCUACUAUGACCCAAUCAUGAAUCCAUUUGGAGUUGCUCCUCCUGGAAUGCCAUACCUAGAAAGAGCGUUACUACCUGGUGAGGUGGACAGCGAAGCCGAGGAAGAUGAGGAUGAGGACGAUGACGAUGACGAUGUUCCAUUGCCUCAGGGUCUUCCGCCUGGUACAGAAGAAGUUCAUAGUGACGACGAUAUCCCGAUGCCGGAUGGACCCCUACCGGGUCGAGAAGUAAAUGAAGACGAAGAUGAAAACAUGUUGCCUCCGUUAUCUCAUCCCCUUCCCGUAGGAUUACCUCCGCCUCCGCCUUCUGGCUUGCCUUCAAAUACUGGUCCGGGAAGUACAUUACCUCCCCCGCCCCCACCUCCUCCCGGAUUCCAAAUUGUGGGUGGACCUAUGCCAUUCCCUCCCCCUCCUCCCCCUUUUCCUCCGGGAUUUAAUACGGCUGCACUACCUAAUUCGUACCCACCACCACCUCCUGGACCUCCUGGAUGGAGUGGCAGUAUCCCCCUUCCACCACCGCCUCCUGGUUUCUCUCAAUUUCUGCAGACUUCGAUUCCUCCUUUUCCUCCAAAUGCGUUUCCUCCCCCUCCUCCUAAAUUUUUACCUCGAAAUCAAAGUGCAUCUGCAAUGCAAGAUCCCUUAUCGUCUGUUCCUCAUCAAACUUUCCAAGCCCAUAGAGCCAGCCAACUUGCUCCUCCCCAUCCUUCUCUGCCCGCUAAUCCCAAUCCAAAGGCUACUCCAACCCUGCCGCCUAACCCUUCAUUACCUCCCAGACCGACGGCGGCUGCAGAGUUGGCGGCUGCAACAGUUUUUUCUGCACCUCAACUUCGUGACUUUAAGAAGGAAGCGACUGCGUUUGUUCCUACGGCUGUAAAGCGUAAGAAAGCGCCAGCUGGUUCUAGUUCUAAAGUCAAUGCUGCACCUGUGAUUAACUCGUCAGCACCAUUGGUCGAAGACUCAGGAGAUGCUGAGACUUCACCUGCUCGGCCCGAUCUUGUAAAUGCUCUCAAGAACCAAUUUGGACCUGCUCCUCCGAAACCUACGACACCUAUGAAGUCUGCAAAGAGUGACUACGAUAAAUUUGUGGAGGAAAUGGGAGAUAUUUUAGACCCGAAACUUCCACUUGGGCCAGUGGACGACCCUACUAAAUCUUACCUUGAAGUAAGGGAGGAUGCAGGCCCUCAAGAUCUUGUUUGGUUCCCACGCGGGGCAAUUACGGAAUGUGGGGAACGAGCCUCCAUGAGCCCAACCGGAACUGCGAUUCUUCUCCGACCAAGACCAUAUGCCAGCUUUUCGGGGGCCCUUCUCCUCCUUCCCUUACUACCCCAGCCAAAACCAGUGAAACCUCUGCCAUCUGAGAUAUGGUCAGAGAUAUUUGAGUUUGCCUUCGCUGGGUAUUCGGGGAGGAGCGGAACAAAACCAUGGGCUUGGUCUACCUUGACGAUUUCCAAAAGCUUUAGUGCACUAAUUCUCCCUCUACUUUACGCGUCUAUCAACCUUUCUAAUAUCAAAAGCAUUGAAUUGUUUUCCAACCAACUCCAUAUUGCGGACCGCAAAUGGGACUCUAUACGACGCAUCCCUUACUCAACACCUGGACGAUGGGUCCAAAGCUUAGAUCUUUCGGAACUAACUUUUGAGGGUCAAGCCCAAGCUGUUCUUCUUGAUAGGAUCCUCACACGCCUAUUUCCCUUGAUCCCAUUCCUCUCAACACUCUCUAUCAACCCUGCUUUCGUUUUGAGUAGCGGAGCAUUGUUGUCGUUGGCGCGACGAGAAGGCUCGAUCAAUCUUCGGUCCAUCUCUGGUCUUAGUUAUAUCCCCCCACAGAACGCCGAACCGGACCUAGACCCCUUCGUGCAGCUUCUCAGACUCACCCCCAACCUGGAAAUAUUGAUUGUCAUCGGUCAGGGACUGGACCCUACCGAACUUGAGAUUCCAUUCCAAGGAGUAGAAUUACCCUCUAUGACAAACUUUGUGCCUCUUUCUCUCCCUAAACUGCAGGUGUUAUCAAUUUUAUCAAUGCACUCCUCGCCUCUCAUGCUCGCUCUACUUCAUUCACCUCUUCCUCGUUUACGGAAACUAACUUUGACUCCCUACGAGGAUAUUCCGUAUCCAGCGUCUUUGGCUUCACAUUUCAUUGACAUUCAUGGGUCCCGCUUGACUUCUCUACUGCUAUUUACGCCUAAGUCGUGGCCGACGCGGCUGCGCCCCUCACCAACAAACUUACUGGCAUGUGCACCUGAUCUUAAUCACCUUUCAUUGGAAAUUCCUCUUCCUCCGUUAACUCUUUCCGAUAAACAUGGCCUCAAGAUUCUCUCCAUUCCUCGCCCAACGGCCGAGUUCUGGCGAGUUCUUGAACGACUUCUCCCUUUACUUCCCAACCUAGCAGUACUACAUACAAGGGACAUACGUUGGCUGCCAAAGGGUAUUUCGAACGUGGCACAGGAGGCUGGAGUUCAGGGAGAAAUGAAAGAAUGGAAACGACGCCUUGGCCGAAGGCGAAUCCAGCUCCUUGAUUGUGACUGGCAAUAA
Psilocybe cubensis is the source of this 2898-nucleotide messenger RNA. RefSeq lists its product as uncharacterized. The record is from RefSeq and is a predicted model, not a curated record. Lineage: Eukaryota; Fungi; Basidiomycota; Agaricomycetes; Agaricales; Agrocybaceae. Bases 1 to 2898 code for a protein of 965 amino acids. Gene Ontology annotation, biological process: RNA processing. The transcript is spliced from 11 exons.